AUGAGUACAGCAGUAGAGUAUGAGUGUGUAACAGUAGAGUAUGAGUGUGUAACAGUAGAGUAUGAGUCUGUAACAGUAGAGUAUGAGUGUGUAACAGUAGAGUAUGAGUGUAACAGUAGAAGUAUGAGUACAACAGUAGAGUAUGAGUGUGUAACAGUAGAGUAUGAGUGUGCAACAGUAAAGUAUGAGUGUGCAACAGUAGAGUAUGAGUACAGCAGUAGAGUGAGGCUGGACUGUGAUGAUUUCGAGACUGGCGAGAGAGGAUCACCUGGACCCGGGAAAGACUCCCUCAACAUCCUCAAGAUGCACCACUGUUUCUUCUGCCCUUACACAACACCCUCAAAAUCUAGCCUCACUAAUCACAUUCGAACACAUACUGGUGAAAAACCAUUCAGUUGUUCUUAUUGCCCAUUAUCUUUCACCCAGAAAGGAAGUUUACAAAUUCACAUUCGCACUCAUACAGGAGAAAAACCUUUUGCUUGCCCAUACUGCACUUAUAGUGCUACUACAAAAGAUAAUCUUAAGACCCAUAUUCGAAUUCAUAUUGGUGAAAAACCUUUUGCCUGUGCCCACUGCAAAUAUCGCUCCACACAGAGAGGUGCUUUGAAACAUCAUAUGUUACAGCAUCAUUUUUAA
Molecule: messenger RNA, 636 nt
Organism: Homarus americanus (American lobster)
Lineage: Eukaryota; Metazoa; Arthropoda; Malacostraca; Decapoda; Nephropidae
Product: oocyte zinc finger protein XlCOF6-like
Exons: 3
Coding region: 1-636 (211 amino acids)
Biological process (GO): regulation of transcription by RNA polymerase II
Molecular function (GO): DNA-binding transcription factor activity; RNA polymerase II cis-regulatory region sequence-specific DNA binding
Source: RefSeq, a predicted model, not a curated record